Messenger RNA from Austrofundulus limnaeus, 2287 nucleotides. RefSeq names its product zinc finger protein OZF. Gene Ontology annotation, biological process: regulation of gene expression. Bases 197 to 1867 code for a protein of 556 amino acids. Gene Ontology annotation, cellular component: nucleus. The record is from RefSeq and is a predicted model, not a curated record. The transcript is spliced from 2 exons. NCBI's taxonomy places the organism in Eukaryota, Metazoa, Chordata, Actinopteri, Cyprinodontiformes, Rivulidae.
AGUUGGACAGGAAGUUCUCCAAAAACAAACGAAUCUUCAAUUUGCUGUACUCUUAAACGGGUUUUAAAAUGUAUGCACUAUUUGCAAUAAUUAUACCUUCUUGGGUUCGUGAGUUUUCAACCUUCGACGGACAAAACCUGGCAGAGAAGUGGAAACAGCAGGUCGAACGGAGAUUGGAUGUCGGACUGUUUCGGAAAUGGAGCUUAUUAAAAGGACAAAUGUAGAUUUUGAACUGGAGAAGGAGCAACAAAACAACAUACUGGAUCCGAUUUUCAACUCCAGUCUUCAAGUGUACAGACCAGAUGUCGAGCAGACGGUGCUGAUCAAAGAAGAAAAUCAAGAAGCAUUGAGACAUGAUGUGGAUCAUCAGGACCCGGAGCUGYUCCACAUAAAAGAGGAAGAGGAGGAACUCGGGAACAGUCUAGAGGGAGAACAGCUUAGUGAGGAGGAGGAGAUGGAUGCCACCAGGCUUUCAUUCACUGCGGCUCCUUUGAAGCAUGAGGAGGAUGAAGAGAAACAUGGUUUGUCACAGCUUCAUGAACAAAAAAUGGAAGACAGAAACUUUCCAGCCUGCAGUUCAGCUGACCAGAUGAAAUUAGAAGCCUGUGAAGAGGACAAUCUAGAAGCAGAAACUACUGGGAACCAAGAGCUAAAUACUGAUGAGGAUGAUUCCAGCUUUUCAGAGACUGAAUUCAGUGAGCAUGAAGAUGAUGAUGAAGAAGAGGAUGAAGAAGAUUUGAGCUUUCCUGUUUGUCAGCUAAAAGACUUGUCAGACCCUGGGUCAAUAAAUGAAAGCAGCGGCAAAGACGAGAAGAUCAGGACUCCCGAGUCUGAUGUAAACUCUGUCAACACCUCUUUGAUCUGCUCUGAUUGUGGUAAACAGUUUAACUACAAGUCUUUCAAAAGACACAUGACAAGUCAUUUAGGAAUAAAGUCUUCAAGUUGUUUGGUUUGGAACAAAUGUUUUCGAGUAAAGAAGAAUGUAGACUCCCAAAGAAAAGAUCAGACAAAACUAAAGUUGUUUAGUUGUGAUGUUUGCGGUAAAAGAUUUAGUCAACGAACUAAUCGCAACAAACACAUGAGAAUCCACACAGGAGAGAAACCUUUUAGUUGUGAUGACUGCGGCAAAAAGUUUAAUAGGAAAACAAAUUUAAACGCACACCUGAGAAUUCACACAGGAGAAAAAACAUUCAUUUGCGAUGUUUGCGGACAAAGAUUUAGCCAAAAAUCAAGUUUAAACACACACAUGAUAAUCCACACAGGAGAAAAACCAUUUAGUUGUGAUGAAUGUGAACAAAGAUUCAGUCGAAAAACAAGUUUAAAUAGACACAUGAGAAUCCACGCAGGAGAUAAACCGUUUGGAUGUGACGUUUGUGAACUGAGGUUUAGCCGAAAGACAUAUCUGAACAAUCACACGAGAAUUCAUACUGGACAGAAGCUAUUUGUUUGUGAUGUUUGCGGACAAAGAUUUAGCUAUAAAGAAACGUUAAACUCGCACAUAAAAGUUCACACAGGAGAAAAACCAUUUGGUUGUGAUUUUUGCAGACAGAGAUUUGGACGAAAGACGAGUUUAAACAGACACAUGAGAAUCCACGCGGGACAGAAACCAUUUGAGUGUGACGUUUGCGGACAAAACUUUAGUCGAAAGCCACAUCUGAGCAAUCACAUGAGAGUCCACACGGGAGAAAAACCAUUUCGAUGUGAUGUGUGYGGACAAAGAUUUAGCCAAAAGACAAGUUUGAACACACACAUGAGAAUCCACACUGGACAGAAACCGUUUAAUUGUGAUGUUUGUGGACUAAGAUUUAGCCAAAAGCCUAAUUUAAACAGACACAUGAAAAUCCACUCAAAAGAGAAAACUAUUUAACUGUGAAUUUUAUGAACUGAAACUGCACAGGUGCAGUGAAUGUUGUUAAAUAGUAAGUGUAAUGUGGAAAUUGGGUGUCAGCAACAGCUGUGGUUACAAAUAUGUGUGUUUAUUUUUUCUUUCUGGUUCUUUUUACCAUAGAAUACAAAUUUAGUUUUCCAAGAAAAUGACAAUCUUUGCUAGCAAGUAGUUCCAGGCUUGUUUCUAUGAAUAUGAAUUUAGACUUCUGUGCUUUUGCAGCUAUACUAAAUUUUGUAAAUUUUCAGAUGUUAAAAACAUUUUCAUCUGCAUUUUUUAUUUUUUUUUCUGGAAAAUGUUCUGGGUCUGGCAAAAAUAUCUAUAAUUAUACAAGUAUUAUAUGCAUUAUUUCUGGUUUUAUUAUUUUACAAUAUCUCAAAUAAAACAAGUUGACAAAAAGUA